UCCAGCUCACAAUCACUUCCGCCUCCGGUAGCGCCUUCUCUUCGGGCCGCCGCCGCCGAGAUGGUGAACGUGCCGAAAACCCGCCGGACCUACUGCAAGAAAUGCGGGAAGCACCAGCCGCACAAGGUCACGCAGUACAAGAAGGGGAAGGACUCGCUGUACGCGCAGGGUAAAAGGCGCUACGAUCGGAAGCAGAGUGGCUAUGGGGGCCAGACAAAGCCCAUCUUCCGUAAAAAGGCCAAGACCACCAAGAAGAUCGUGCUGAGGCUGGAGUGUGUGGAGCCCAACUGCAGGUCGAAGAGGAUGCUGGCAAUCAAGAGGUGCAAGCACUUUGAGCUGGGAGGAGACAAGAAGAGAAAGGGCCAGGUGAUCCAGUUCUGAGCAUCAUCCCACUCAGCGUUACGGACCAUAUUAAAGUAAUUAGAUCGA
Messenger RNA from Hirundo rustica (Barn swallow), 429 nucleotides. RefSeq names its product ribosomal protein L36a (gene RPL36A). Gene Ontology annotation, cellular component: cytosolic large ribosomal subunit; ribosome. Gene Ontology annotation, molecular function: structural constituent of ribosome. NCBI's taxonomy places the organism in Eukaryota, Metazoa, Chordata, Aves, Passeriformes, Hirundinidae. The record is from RefSeq and is a predicted model, not a curated record. The transcript is spliced from 5 exons. Gene Ontology annotation, biological process: translation. The coding region runs from base 61 to 381 and encodes 106 amino acids.